CAUAACUGUGAUGGCACAUCGAGGUUGAGGAUUUUCUCUGUAAUUUCCGUCCGUCCUUUCUUUGUCCUUCUCGUAAUACCAUAGUAUAUAUACACAAUGUUAUUUGAGACAACUUGGUUUCAGAGAAGCUUCCGAGAAAGGAAAAAAAAAAAGAAUUUGGUUUCGGUGGACCAACGAAUUUAAUAGUCAAAUCAUGUUCAGCUUUGUGUUUCUCUUCUUCUCUAUUUUCAACUCUUUCUGUGUUCUCUCUUGAUCUUCUUGCACUUAAAGAAUCAUCAGCAUCGGAUUGAAGGAGGGAAUUCGAGGAGAGUAAAGCUUCAACAUGUUGCAGGAGCAUUCUGUAACACCUGCAGCUGUGGAUCAUGAGACAACCUGCUGGGGCUGUGGAUUGCGGCUUGUUCUUUCACCUUAUGCACCCAUUUUCAAGUGUGGGUGGUGUGGAGCUAUUACUAACCAAAAUGCACGGACACGUGAUAAGAAGUACUUUUGUUGGAGGCGUUGGCGAGACUGGUGCUUUGUAUCUGUCCUCCUUACAUUUAUACUCUUCGUGAUAUGUGGCGGGGUGUGGGCGGUUUAUCCUGUUGUCUUUUCUAUCAGUUUAUCCUGUGGGAUUUUUCACUGCAUUAUAACGACGAUACUGUCUGUAACUACUGUUUCUGCAUUUAGCCUUGCUGCAUAUCGCUGUGCUGGUGCACCACCUAGCAUACUUUGGGGUAGCUACCCAGCAGUUGGAAAAGGUGGCCUUGAGAACUACACAUUCUGUCAGCUCUGUUCAAAGCCAAAGUCACCUAGGACUCAUCACUGCCGUUCAUGUGGAAUGUGUAUAUUGGACAUGGAUCAUCAUUGCCCAUUUAUUGGGAACUGUGUUGGUGCAGCAAAUCACCGGAGCUUCAUUGUCUUCCUCAUCUCAGCAGUGAUUAGCACACUUUAUGUUUCUGUCAUGUCCACAUUUGCAGGACUCCGAAUCUGGCCGCCAGUAAAAUACGGACCUAUUGUUCUUUCUCAUGCGUUCAACAGUGAUACCGCUUUCAGGACUAUGAAGGAAAUUGUAUAUGCUUUUAUGAGGUCCACUGAGUUUCUAUCCACGAGAGGGCUCAUUCUUGUUUACCUGUUUGUUUCUGGUGUUUCAGUGGGGGUCGGGAUAAGUGUGCUUGUGUGGCAGCAGCUCUGUUAUAUAUACGAGGGGAAGACUUACUUAGAUCAUUUAAGUUUGCAGGGGAGUAGUAAUGGGAUUGGGCAAUCAGAUUUUCGAAAUAUUUCCCGUUUCUUCGGUUUCUCGUAUUCUGCAUCCAGAUAUUUGCCGAUUUCUUUUAAUCCUAGGAAGAACCAUGAGAAAAGAAACUUGUAGGGGUAUGAUGACCUCACUCUCUCUCUUUUUUUUUUUUUCUUUCUUUUUUUUUGUCAUUUUUUUUUUUUUUGGGGGAAAGUUUCAUGAAGUCUUGGGUUUAUCUAAAUCAUGUUGUCAUAGUAGUUGCAGUUGCAGUUGCAGUUAUAGAAUGUAAAUUAAACAAAAAUUUUAUUAAUAUACUUUUUUGUCCAUUCUUCUUUA
Molecule: messenger RNA, 1549 nt
Organism: Cornus florida
Lineage: Eukaryota; Viridiplantae; Streptophyta; Magnoliopsida; Cornales; Cornaceae
Product: protein S-acyltransferase 11
Exons: 4
Coding region: 323-1348 (341 amino acids)
Molecular function (GO): palmitoyltransferase activity
Source: RefSeq, a predicted model, not a curated record